UGCAUCCUCGACACACACCGACCAUGGCCCUCGAUGAUGACUCGCCUGCAUCGAUCCAGGAUGGAGGUGGCAGUGGCACCAACGCUGGGAAGCGGAAGAACGACGACCCCCAGCAGCACCAGAAGCAGAAGCGGAACCGCUACAUCUCUAUAGCUUGCAACGAGUGCAAGCGACGCAAGAUCAAAUGCAACGGCCAAACCCCAUGCCAGCGCUGCGGCAACCUCGCCCUCGACUGUGUCUACGCUCCCAACUGCUGCACCUCCAACUUCAAGGACACGGACGAAUUCCGCACCAUGUCCAACCAGAUCGCCUCUCUCCAAGACCAAGUCAAUGCUCUCUUUGCCAGCAUGAAUACUCUGCGAGCUGAUCUCGCCCACCAACAACCACCCAUCGACCCUUUUUUGCAGCACCAACCCAUCGUUUCCCACGAACAUGUUGCUUCCACCGAUGUCUCCCGUAGAAAGAGUGUGUCAGCUAGACCGGCUUUCAGAGAUGACAUGCACAUCAUGUAUCCCCUCCUAUCCAUACCAGAUCUCGUAGCCUACGUGAAUAAGCUCUUCACUUUUAUGGAAUCUGCCCAAAGAACUGGUCUUAUGAUGAGAUCUGCUCCCGGAGCCGACUCCAUCGACGACGAAGAGACCAACAUACUCAAGAUAGUAAUGGCCACCGCCAUGGUUGUUGAAGGUUCUGGAAGAAGCGAGCUGGGACGUGCCAUGUACGAUUAUGUGCAACCCUCCAUCGAUGCUCUCUUGCUUGGUGACACCGGCUUGAGAAGCGUCCAGUUGCUUGCACUCACGUUCCACUGCGACAAUGAAGGCAUAUCAUGGCGCAUUAUAGGCUUGACAGCUCGCUUCUGCAUUGAACUAGGUUUACAUCGCAGAGAGACUUACGACCGCAUGGACGAAGAGCAACGCACCAUGGCCACACUUACAUUCUGGUCAGUCUACUGUCUCGACCGCAGAUGGAGUUUUGGGACCGGAAUGCCCUUUGCUCUGCAGGAUUCUGAUAUCGAUCCGAAUCUACCAAAACCAGUGAGUCAUGACACAUUUGAUAGUAUUGAC
Molecule: messenger RNA, 1061 nt
Organism: Aureobasidium vineae
Lineage: Eukaryota; Fungi; Ascomycota; Dothideomycetes; Dothideales; Saccotheciaceae
Source: the annotation of a GenBank genome assembly